This is a messenger RNA of Dictyostelium discoideum AX4, 2496 nucleotides long. Its product is annotated as regulator of chromosome condensation domain-containing protein. The record is from RefSeq and is a predicted model, not a curated record. NCBI's taxonomy places the organism in Eukaryota, Evosea, Eumycetozoa, Dictyosteliales, Dictyosteliaceae. The transcript has a single exon. Bases 1 to 2496 code for a protein of 831 amino acids.
AUGGCAUUUGGGGCAUUGAUUGUAUUUGGUAAGAAUUCUCAUGGUCAAAUUGGUAUUGAAAUUGAUAAAGAGUUUAUUUAUAAUCAAGAUAAUUAUACAGGUAUACCAACUUUAUUACCAAAUUAUUAUAAUGUUAAAAAGGUGUCAUGUGGUGUGCAACAUACAGGAUUCAUUACUGGAACAGGCAAUUUAUAUAUGUUUGGUAAUGGUAGUUUUGGUAAAUUGGGUACAGGCGAUACUGAAGAUAGAUCAGAGCCAACACUAGUGGAGAUGAAUCACUCAAUUAGAGAUUUACAAUGCGGGAAUGAUCAUUCAAUAGCGUUGACUUCCUCAUCGCAAGUUUUGACAUGGGGCAGUUCAUCACUGGGCCGUUUGGGUCAAGGGAAGACCCUGGCUAUCUAUCAGCCCAAACUCGUGCCGGGCUUGAGUAACAUUGAAAGUGUGUAUGCGGGUGGUGCGUCGUCUGCUGCCAUUAGUAAAGAUACCGUUCAGCGUAAGUUGUAUACAUGGGGAUACAACAAGUACGGUCAGUUGGGGAUUAAUAACCAAACUGACCAAUACACACCAUUUCGUUGUGUUUUCUUUGAUAAUAUUGGUAUCAAAACCCUCGCCAUUGGCGAUAGACACAUGGGUGCGAUCGAUCUAAAAGGCGAGCUCUACACAUGGGGUAUGAACGAAGAGUAUCAGUUAGGCGAUGGCUCAUCAUUCAACAAAUCACUACCAAUCCCAAUUAAAGUUAAAUCAUUUCAAAAAUUCGCCACCAUUCAAUGUGGUGGUACUUACACAUGCGCAGUUGGUGAAAAUGGUAGUUUUUGGUGUUGGGGUACAUUUGUUGACGAAUAUUCUUCAUCAGUUCCAAAAUGUUUAGUUGAAGCUACAACUACAACCACCACCACCACCACAACAACAACGACAGCAGCAGCAAAUGGUAAUAGUGGUGGUUUUAUUGAUUUUGAUUGUUCAUCAGAUUGUGGUAAACAUGUUUUGGCGAGAAGUCAAAAUAAUCAAGUUUUUGCAUUUGGUUGGAAUAGAUAUGGUCAAUCUGCGACAGAGGAGGAGAUUUAUGCUGAUACUGUACCAAUUUCAAAUUGUAAGGAGAUCAUUGGUUUUCCAAGUCAAGUUUCAACAGGUUCUUAUCAUAGUGCAUUACUUUAUGAUAAUCCACAAGAGUUAUUGGCUCAAUUAUUGUGGACUGGUAAAAUGGAGCAUUAUAAAAACAUGUGGUAUCAUUGUGAUACCAAAUCAGCAGUUACCUAUAGGAAUAGUAAUGGAGAUAGUUUGCUACAUAUUAUAGCCAAAAAACGAUUGGGUUAUCGUGAUGUCACAUUUUUCAAUGUUGAAGAAAUUUUAGCACCAAAUCUUAAAACUUUAAACAAAGAAAAUUUACCACCAUACUUUUACAAUGCAGAAAUCUUAAAAUGGCCUUUAAAAUCGGUUGCUUCUAAUCUACUAUCAGAUAUUAAUUUCACUAAUAAGAUAACAGGUGAUAAUUGUUUACAUUUUUUCGCAAAAAAGUUAUCAAUAAAGGAAUUUGAGAUAGCGAUUAAAGCAGGUGCAAAUCAUAAACAAAGAAACUAUCAAGAUGAAAGACCAUUUGAUUUAUUGGAUAAGGAUGUCGCAUUUGAAAUAAAGAAACAAAAUAAGUUGUAUGAUAUUGGUAUAGUUUACACUAGUGAAUAUGUAGACUUGGCCAAUAGGUUGAAGUAUUCAUUAGAAGACAAUUUAAUAACAGCUUGUUUAAUUAGUUCAGAAUCAAAUGAAAAUCGUAAUUGCUAUGGUUAUAUAUUCUUUGUCUCUUCUAAAUCCCUAACCCUCAGCUAUCAAGUGAAUCUAUUGUUAACUUUUCUUUCAAAAUUACCAAUGGUUUCAAUUUGGGCUGAAAAAACUAAAAUCACCGACCCAACUUUGGAAUCUUGUAUUUUCCGUUCACAAUUGGUCGAUUUCUCAUCAUAUGAAAUCUAUAAUGACUCUUUCAGUGUUUUAUUAGAAGGUGUUUAUAAUAUGUUAAAUACUAAAGAUUCAAAAAGUUCAAAAUCAGGUGAUGGAGAUAAUGAGGAUGAAGAUGAUAGUGAUAAUAAACAUGAUGUUGAUACUAUACCUCAUUCAAUCUCUGGUUCUGAAUCAAUUUUCAUAUCAUUCGAUCCAAAUAGUGAAAAAACUUUUAAACCAUUAUUCGAUUUCUUUAAAGAGAAUGGUAUCACAAUUGUACCAAGAGAGAAAAAAGUUAUCUCAAGUUGGGUAGUUGUGGUAAUUAUAUCAGAGGUUGCAUUUACACCUUUAAUUCGUGAUGAAAUUUCAUUGGCUGAAAAUAGAGGUAAACCUUUAAUUCCAAUCUAUUAUACCGAUAAAAUUUUAGAUGAAGCUUCUCGUUAUACAUUUUCAAAUUCUCCAAAAAUAUUUUUCAACCAAAAUGGUUUCUCUCAAUUACUUUUAUUAAUUAAAUUAAAUUUUAAAUUACUUCAUCAAACUGAAAAAUUAAUUAAAUUAAAAAAAUAA